AUGUAUCAGAACUCAAGGCGUCUACCGCCACUAGCAAUUGACUAUGGUAACACCCACUGUCGGUGUGCCAUCUAUGAUCCCAUCACUGAGGAAGUAACUAUAUUUACGGAUUCCAGUGUCAGUGAAUAUCCAUGUAGGUGCAUUCAUAGUUAUGUUGCCUUCAAUACCGAUCCGCCUCUUGUUGGGAAUUUAGCUCACGCGGAGGUAAUAAGGGAUCCGAAAAACGGUGUUUGUUCGAUAAAACGCCUUCUUGGCAGACGUCCAUCCGAUGUGGCAAGACUUACUGGUGGGCUUUGCUGUCAAUUCAGCGCUUGCUCUAACGGGAGGAGUGAAUAUUUGAAGUGCCAUGACAACCAGUACCUAAUUGAGGAGAUUGCUGCAAUGCUAUUGAGUCGGCUGCGUGAGAUGGCCGAAGAAAGGAUGGAGCGUCGUGUGGACACGACAUUUAUCACAGUGCCUGCCUUCUUCAACGAUGCUCAACGAGAAGCCAUUGUAAAUGCUGCUGAGAUCGCAGGCUUUUACAAAGUGCAUCUCCUUAAUGAGACUACAGCAGCAUCGAUUGCCUACGCCACUUGCAAUGCUGCACCUAUGAAAGACCCUAAGAACGUGGUGUUCUAUGAUCUGGGAGGAGGUCAUGUGAGUGCCUUGCUUUGUCGAAUUACUUCCACACAAUGUAGAGUGCUUGCAACUGCUGGAACCAUAGCCAUGGGUGGUGAUAACUUCGACGAACGCAUAGCAACAAAAUUGGCCGAGGAGUUUGCAAGGUCACGUGGUAUCGAUGUGAGAGAAAAUAAGCAAGACUUCAUGCGUCUUCGAAAUGCGUGUAAACGCGCAAAACACAUUCUUAGUUAUGAACAGAGUGCCACAAUUAAGAUCACAGGCUUGGGCUCUUCUCUUACUUUCUCCAGAUCUCUUGCGCGGACCGAGUUGACGUCAAUUUGUUGGGAUCUUUUUGAAAGCGCCGUGAAGCCCGUUUCAGAAGUGUUAGAAAUUGCAAACCUCUCUACGAAUGAUGUGGACGAUGUAGUGAUUCUUGGUGGGGCUUCUCGCAUGCCUCAACUUCAAGUUCUCUUACGAAAUAUCUUCCACCAGAGGAAGCUAAAUAAAGCCUUGCAUAGUGAGGAGGCGGUUGUUGUAGGCGCAGCGAUCUACGCUGCUCAAAUGGCUAAAUUAUCUUCAAGCUUUUUAAAAGUUUGCGAUGUCUUACCUCACGCUAUCAGCAUGGAGCAGUCAAAAGGCAUUUGCCAUACUCUUAUAGGUCCUAACACACCUAUUCCCUGCGUUGUUCGUGUUGUGCUACACAAGUCUCCGGCCUCUCUUGAAUCACAUCUGGAGGUCCGGCUGUAUGAAGGUGAACGUGCAUUGGCAUCCGAUAACCGGUACCUCGGAAGCUUUAAAGUCUCUAAAUUCCAACCCCUCUUAAGCACUGCAACAGUUGAGUUGAUUUUAACACCAAGUGGAAUUCUCAAGGUGAAACAGUUAGAUGAGCUUUUAGAUGUGGAGAAAACGGGUCUAAGUGCUUCAAUGAAAAGCACUGUAAAGAAGCGGUUCACCAAUAAGGUAGGGGGUAAGGGAGGCGUGAUGAUGAUGAAAGAGCGACGUAGAUAUUUGGAAAAGCUUGUCUGCAAUCUACGAUUGACUACACAGACACCAGACGUGCAUCUGAAUGGGGAGGAGCGAGACUACAUUUACAGCUACGCCGCCUUCCUCUUCACUUGGCUCGCUAAGCACCAACGAACCACAUUGACUGAAGUGGAGAACAAAAUUAGGGAGGUGACAGAGAUGACUAGCCUUGUUACCAGCAACUUUAGACCGUCACAAUUAUGGUCACCAAUCUCGCCAAGGCAGAACUAA
This is a messenger RNA of Hydatigera taeniaeformis, 1854 nucleotides long. Lineage: Eukaryota; Metazoa; Platyhelminthes; Cestoda; Cyclophyllidea; Taeniidae. The record is from the annotation of a GenBank genome assembly.